This is a messenger RNA of Podarcis muralis (Common wall lizard), 6480 nucleotides long. It is a transcript of the gene ESYT2, whose product is annotated as extended synaptotagmin 2. Lineage: Eukaryota; Metazoa; Chordata; Lepidosauria; Squamata; Lacertidae. Gene Ontology annotation, biological process: lipid transport. Gene Ontology annotation, molecular function: phosphatidylcholine binding; phosphatidylethanolamine binding; calcium-dependent phospholipid binding. The record is from RefSeq and is a predicted model, not a curated record. Gene Ontology annotation, cellular component: endoplasmic reticulum membrane.
AUGGACUGUCCCACAGUCUCCGAAGGACCGCCUCCAUUCUUUCUCCCCCCCCUCUCUUCCCGAGGGAAUGGCUCGCUCCGGGCUAGGUGGGUCCCUCCUCCUGCUCCUCCCAACGCCUCAGAAAACCCGGAAGCGGAGGGAGGUGGGGCGAUUGUUGUUGUCACUCAGCAACUGUGAGGCGGGAGCGGCGGGGUUGAGCGCGCGCGCGCCUGAGAGAGAGAGAGAGAUGCGAGGAGCCGCGGCGGCCGCUGCUGGUUGUGGUGCCUCCCGCGCCCUGCCUCCUCUGCGCCCGCCCUCCGCCGCCGCCGCCGCCACCGCCCAGAGAGCAUGAGCGGCGCAGGGGCCCAGCCGCUGCCGCCGAGCCCCUCCGGGCCCGGCGGGGAUUCCCAGCCCUCGGACCCCGCGGAGCCUCCGGCUGCUGCUGCUGCCGCCUCUCCUCCUGAGCCGCCGCCGAUGCUGAGCGUCGACUUGCCCGCUCUGGUGUCGCAGUUCGCGCGGAGCUUCGCGCUCAUCUUCCCCGUCUACGUGCUGGGCUACCUGGGGCUGAGCUUCAGCUGGGUGCUGGUGGCCCUGCUGUGCGUCUUCUGGGUGCGGAGGCACCGGAGCGGGAAGAGCUCCCGCCUGGGCCGGGCGCUCGCCUUCCUGCAGGACGAGGAGCGCGCCGUCAGGCUGACGGUCUCCACGGGAGACCUCCCCGCGUGGGUGCACUUUCCAGACACAGAGAGAGCAGAAUGGCUGAACAAGACUGUAAAACACAUGUGGCCUUUCAUUUGCCAGUUCAUUGAGAAACUUUUCCGUGAAACAAUAGAACCAGCAGUGAGAGGAGCAAACAGCCACCUGAGCACCUUCAGUUUCACAAAAAUUGAUAUAGGGGAUCAGCCUCUUAGGAUUAAUGGUGUUAAAGUGUACACUGAAAAUGUGGAUAAAAGGCAGAUAAUCUUAGAUCUUCAAAUCAGUUUUGUUGGCAAUUGUGAAAUUGACUUGGAGAUCAAGAGGUACUACUGCAGAGCUGGUGUGAAAAGUAUACAGAUUCAUGGCACUAUGAGAGUUAUAUUGGAACCUCUGCUUGGAGAUAUGCCUUUAAUCGGAGCACUGUCUUUAUUUUUCCUUAGGAAACCGCUUUUGGAAAUUAACUGGACAGGACUGACCAAUCUUCUGGAUAUUCCAGGACUAAACGGUUUAUCAGACACUAUAAUAUCAGACAUCAUAUCCAAUUACCUGGUGCUUCCAAACAGGAUCACUGUUCCUCUCGUCAGUGAGGUACAGAUUGCUCAGUUGCGCUUCCCCAUACCAAAGGGUGUACUAAGGAUACACUUCAUUGAAGCUCAGGAUCUUGAGGGAAAAGAUACUUACCUAAAGGGAAUUGUUAAAGGGAAGUCUGACCCGUAUGGAAUCAUUCGUGUGGGUAAUCAAAUUUUCCAAAGCAAAGUCAUCAAAGAAAAUCUCAACCCAAAGUGGAACGAAGUUUAUGAGGCCUUAGUGUAUGAGCACCCAGGACAGGAAUUGGAGAUUGAGCUCUUUGAUGAAGACCCAGACAAGGAUGACUUCCUGGGAAGUCUAAUGAUAGACCUAAUUGAGGUCGAAAAGGAGCGCCAUUUAGAUGAGUGGUUUACUUUGGAUGAAGUUUCCAAAGGAAGAUUGCAUUUAAAACUAGAAUGGCUCACAUUGAUGCCUACUGCAGAGAAUCUUGAUCAGGUUCUAAAAAGCAUUCGAGCUGAUAAAGAUCAAGCCAAUGAUGGCCUGUCGUCAGCAUUGCUUAUUCUCUAUUUGGAUUCCGCAAGAAAUCUGCCAAGUAUCUACGAAGGAAACUUUGGGUGUGGAUACUUAAAAGAGAGGAGAGCAUCGGGACUAGUCUUUUGUGAAAAUACUACCUCACUCUAUAGAACACUAUUUCAUAAUCCAUUAGAGUAUAAUCCAGAUGCCUUGAAGAAGUCGGCUGUUCAGAAAGCCCUGAAGUCAGGAAAGAAACUAAAUAGCAACCCCAACCCCCUUGUUUUGCUGACUGUUGGACACAAGGCACAAGAAAGUAAGAUUCGUUACAAGACCAAUGAACCUGUAUGGGAGGAAAACUUCACUUUCUUUAUUCACAACCCUAGACGGCAAGAGCUAGAAGUUGAGGUCAAGGAUGAACAACACCAGUGUUCCUUGGGAAAUUUCAAGCUUCCUCUAAGUCAACUUCUUGAAAGUCAAGAUCUAACUAUGCAUCAGAGAUUUCAUCUUAGCAAUUCUGGUCCAAACAGCACUGUAAACAUGAAGAUUGCACUCAGGAUUCUUUCUCUUGAAAAGCAAGAGAGGUCUCCAGACCACCAACACUCAGCCCAAGUGAAAAGGCCCUCCGUUUCCAAAGAUGGAAGAAAAGGUUCUUUCAAGCCUCAGGUCCCCAGUUCUCCAGCAACUGACUUGAAAAAACACCCAGUUUCCACAACAACAGACACUGAUAAAAAGACUGAUGUGGUUGAAAAAAGCCAUCCCUCUAAUCCUAGUCCUCAGUGGCCAACAGAUCUCAGCAGAAGCUCAUCCAGUCUCCUUGCCUCCAACUUGAGCUAUUCUCCCAGCCACCUUUCAGUCAAAGAACCUACUCCAAGUAUCGCUUCGGACAUAUCACUGCCCAUUGCCACGCAGGAGCUGCGGCAGCGGCUGAGACAACUUGAAAAUGGCACAACGUUAGGACAGUCUCCGUUGGGACAGAUUCAGUUAACAAUUCGGCACAGCUCACAAAGAAACAAACUUAUGGUUGUGGUUCACACAUGUAGAAAUCUAAUUGCCUUUUCAGAAGAAGGAUCUGACCCCUAUGUCCGAAUGUAUUUAUUGCCUGACAAGAGGAGAUCAGGAAGAAGAAAAACAAGCGUUUCAAAGAAGAAUUUAAAUCCAGUGUUUGAUCAGGCCUUUGAUUUCAGUGUUUCAUUACCUGAAGUACAGAGAAGAACGUUAGAUGUAGCAGUGAAGAACAGUGGAGGUUUCUUAUCCAAAGACAAAGGGCUGCUUGGUAAGGUAUUGAUACCACUGGCUUCUGAAGAACUUUCCAAGAGUUGCACCCAGUGGUAUGACCUGACAGAAGAUGGUACAAGGCCGCAUAUUGCACCUUAGGCAGUUUGGGAUGCCAGAAGCUCCUGUUCAUAUACUUUUGCCAUCCUUUAUAUAUUUUAUCAACAUUGUUCACACAGAUGUAUUAAUAUUUUUUAUAACUCUUAGUUAUUAGGCUCAACCAACACUUCCCAACAGUUUUAUAAUACUUGGACAUUAUAUGUAGGCUUAAGUCCGUUUGUUAGCCUUUUUUCCUUCAUUUGUUACAGCUACUUUAAUGUGCAAUAGGGUUUGUAGAGUAACCAUGUUUCAAUGGAACCUUUUAUGGCAUUUGUAACCUUGAGAAAAGUGAGAUUUUAUCUGGUUUUCCUAUCUUGUUUCAUAUCUCACCAAGGUGUCUGCCAUGUAAAUAGAUGCUAUUUUUUUAAAAGAGAGUUUCCCCCAAUGGUUUGAAGACAAAAGGAAAAUGUAAACACAAAUGAGAUCUUUUUCUUUUAAAUGCACGCUAAAAGUUUAAGGCAAAAUGUUUAGGGAACGGUUUUUGCAGCAAAAUUGUCUUAAUCCUAAAAUGACUGAUUUCUUUAAAAAGAAAAAAAAAAGUACAGAAGGAAUUAAUUGAACAGUUAGCCCAUAUAUUUCUGGCCUUAAAGCCUUGCAAAAUGGGAGAGUACAAAAUAUUAACUUUUAAUAUUUAUAUAGAAAGAUAUUCUUGGAAUUGCAGAUAAUUCAUAUAAUUCUAAAAUUCAUCCAGAUGUUAUAAAGAAAAGUAUAUAUAAUUACUGUACAAAGAAAAAUACUGUAUGAAAAUAAGAUGAUCAUGGUGUUGAAAUAAUAGUAUAUUCAUCUAGUCUCUUAAGAUGCAAAAGUGAAGACUUGAAUAGUACAGUGUUUUGUAAUGCACUUUUGCAGUCAUUGCUUCCUGUUUAGAAUUUAUUUGCCCCACCUGAAAUACCAGAAAAUUGCCUAUGCAACAGUAUGGUUAAGAUGUACUACAGAUUAAGAAUUGAUAACCACCCUAAUGAUUCAGAAUCUAUGGUGGAAUCACAUUGACUGUUUUACAUAUGAAGCUUCUUUAACUGGGUCUCUGGGACGUUUAUCAGUGGUAUCAUAAAAUGCCUGCAGGUCUCUUAAAAUGGAACUCAUAUUAUAGAAAACUCAAUAUCUAGAUUUCUGGUUAGCUUUUUCCAGUUGCUUCAAUGCUUGGAGCAGUUCCUUCUCUUUUGGGUCUGAUCUAUGUGAAACACUCACAUUCCAUUCAAAACACCACUGCAUUCUUCUGCAAGGACUAGUUCAUACACCACCAGUUAAGGAAUCUGUCACUAGAGAUUGAGCAGACCAUGUGCUCCACAAAUUCUGCAAAAUCAGCCAUGAAUCUGGAAUGUGUGGAUCAGAAUGAUGUUAAUGCAGUAAAAAUGAGCCAUUUAAAAUCAAAUGUAUGUUCUAAUCAGUGCAGCUUUUUCAUUUGAUUUUUACAGGCCCAGGAAAUGCAGGAGUGGUUUGCAACAAAUGGACUUGAUAAAUGUUUUGAGCGUGAACGUUUCGCUUCAUUUUAUUCAUUGUUACUUUCGGAACAAAAUCAAUGGGGCAUUGAUUAUAUCUAUUGCUUCCUUUUUUUGGAAAGCUUUCUCAGAUGGUUUUUAACAAAAAUGUAUAUUUUUGUGGUUUAACCCAAGAAACAGUACACUUCCUCUGCAGACAGUAGCCUCACAAUCUUGGGUAAAUAUGCAAUUGCUUUUUAAAAACAAAAUAACAAUUUAUCAUUAGUUGAUUCUCUUGGGGUGGCUUCUGACUACAAGAUAAUGUUUAUGGGUAAAUAAACUCCUGGAAUACUAGCUUUAUAAUUAAACUUUCAUAACCUUAAUUCUCGCUUUAGACAAUUGGAAUAAUUCAACAGUAACGCCUCCUGCACAAGAACCAUUCAGUUGAGCUUGCACAGAAGAGAUUCCCAUGUGCCCUUCAAGUAUACUAAGACUACCGAAGUGCCUGUCAUAUAGAUGUAGCAGACUGUUCAUACCAAGUUUAAAAAACAAAUUCAUUUUCAUUUGUCAGCGUGACACAUUUGUACAUACCCAUUGGCAUCCCAUAUGUAACAUCAAGUUGUAUUGUGUCAUCUUUUUCUAGGCAGACCUGUGCAGCAUCAUUCAGAUAAUUUGGCACAUGUACAUGAGCUCUGAGAGAGAGGCUCACCAUAAACAUAGCUUAGAUUAAGGUGGUCCCCUACUUCCUUUUAAGCAUCUUCACUAUAUGACCACCGUUAGACAGCUCAAACAAGGGAGAACAUAUAAUAGGAAGAAGAAAAGCCAUAAGCUGUAGUUACCACGAGCCCUUAUGAGAAAUAUGAAGACAAGGGAAAUGUGACUCAAAGUUAAGUCCUAUUGAAGAAAACUACUAACCCAUAUACCCUAGUAUUCUCUCCUGGCUAAAAUUGGUAUUAGUAAGUAAGAGCAUUGUACAGUGGCAUUAGUUAUGCUGAAAUUCCUAAAUGAUGAGAUUCUUGGGAGAGGAUGCCAUAAUGCCAACAUGUGGGCAUGUAACAUUGUAGAACAAACAGGUUUCUCGUUGUGGUCAAAAUUCGGCAGGAGGGUCCUACAUAAUUCUUUUGAGUAUCUGAGUACCAGGUAUGGUAACCUCUAUUUCAUGUAUCUGCAAUACCUUGGCAUUAAGAGUAGGAUAUUGGUGGGAAUGCAUAGAGGUAAUGCAGGCCACUAGGGAACAGUGUGAAAUACUUCCAAUCUAUUAUUAAAGUAAAAGCCGUCGCCUUCUCUCUUCAUCCCCUGGUAUAUAUCAGUGUUCUUUCCCUACAUCCCAAGGUAUCCUGCAUGAGGAAAUAACAAAUAGUGAGAGUUAUGCCAAAUGUGUGCAAAAAGGGAUUUGUAACAAUGUGAGAAGUCAUCAAGGUGGCCCUCAGGUGGAGAGGAGCUCGCUCUCAAAAAUCUGGACCAAAAUCCUGGCUAAUUACAAAGAAAUGCUCUUUUCUACCUUUGGAAAUCAGAAGCUGCAUCCAUGAAUCUAUUCUGUCCACAACUUGGUGGUGGUAAGAUGAGGAAGAAUGACGUUUCCAUUUUCAAAUCAAAGACUGAAUGUCAUCAGACUAGCUUUCCGCGUUCUUUAUUUUUUUAAUUCUGUGCCUUAAAGGAAAGCUUAAAUACUGUGUUUCAACCCAAGCUUUGUUCUCUGUAUCUACCAGUUUUUGUUGCGUGCUAUUGAAACUGUUCAGUGCUCUAUGUUGCUGGAGAGGAAAGCAGCACUUUGCAUUUAGAGCUAUUAUAAUCCAAGCACCAAGUCACUAUAUUACGUGGGUUUUGGAUUAAAUUAUUUGAACCUUCUCUAUAUCAGGCUUGCAGCAACUGCUGAAGGGAGGAGAUAGGGUGAUCAGUUUAGUACAGAUUGCCUUUUUCGCUCAUGUAAUUUUGCAAUUGCAUGUAUUUAUUCAAUAAAUGAUUCAUAUGGGAGUUA